Messenger RNA from Naegleria gruberi, 3825 nucleotides. RefSeq lists its product as uncharacterized. The transcript is spliced from 7 exons. The coding region runs from base 1 to 3825 and encodes 1274 amino acids. The record is from RefSeq and is a predicted model, not a curated record. Gene Ontology annotation, molecular function: protein binding. Lineage: Eukaryota; Heterolobosea; Eutetramitea; Acrasida; Naegleriidae.
AUGGGCAAUUUUGUUUCGGCACAAUUUAAAAAUUUAACUGCAUUGGAUUUGUCUAAUGAACAGCAUAUUCACGUGUUAGAGUAUAUCGGAAAUGCCUUACAUAAUUUAUUUGUGGAUUACCAAAAUCAACAACAACAAUACCAGAAAGGAAUGAUACAAAAAUCUGCCUUUAUGGAGUUGUUUCAUUUGAUACUUCCGAAUGAUUUAGUGAUUAGAUAUGAGACAUGUCUGUCAAGAGAUCAAAUGGGAAUAGAGUUGGAGAAAAAAUCAUCUGCAGUGGAGUUUAGAACUAUUUAUUCCUUUUUAAAUCAUUUAGAAAACGCAGAAAAGUGGGGUAAAUUGUUUCAGGAAAUGAAAUCAUUUUUACAAAACAAUAAGAAACUAUUAUUAUUGAGUUCUGGGAAAAAUAAUCAAAACUUGACAGUGGAGGAAGAUAUUAGUAAAAAUCUUAACGAAUUUGAAGACACCAUAAAAGAUCUGAUUGAGCAAGAAAAUGCCAAAGUUAAAGAAUCAGAUUUGUUCCGAAGACUUCAAUUUAAUAAUUUUAUAGCUCAAUUCGAACUCCACCUCUUUUCAAAUUUUAUUGCUUUUAGAAGAAGGGAAAGAUCAAAUAGUUUAGUUAGAAACACAACAAUGUCCAGACUCAGAUCCCAAUCUAGACUGAUUGCAGCCAAUGAAACUCCAAAGGAAUUAACGAUGUCAGAUAACAUAAAUUUAGAAGAAAGGAAACGAAGAAUGUCCGUAACUUUUAACCAGAAUAUUCCAACAGAUAGAUAUGAAACACUUAAUAAUGGGAAUAAUCUUGAUGCAUUGAGCAGAAUCAGUUCGACCCCGUCUCCAGUUAUGAUGCCACCAAAGGAAUCAAAACCAAAACAAAAGAAAAAGAAGGAAAUCUUCACUUACUCCUUUCUCUUGGAACAGAAAGGAAUAUCUACUGACCCAAGAUUUUUAAAAAAGGACAAUCUAACCAAAAGCAAGGUAAAGGAGCUUGAGAAAAGCACCAUGUUUACAAAGACAACUGACUCGAGCGAUGAAGAAGAGUCGAUAGCUGUUACCUUACCCAAAAAUCAUGAUGUCUCACCAUUGGUUGCCAGAAUCAAUAAGAUGGUCAAGGUUGUUAGACAGAAUACCCCAGAGAGUGAUUUUAAAGAAAAGGAUACAAAACAGGUGGGUCAUCCAACAACCUCUUCAGCCACCACAAUCUCAACUACAUCUCAAAGAAAUAUCAUUUUGGCAAUUUCAUUUUUCCAAGAUUUAGAUAUGGGGGAUGUGAGUAACCAAUACGCAAUUGUGGAAUGUGGAGGUAUACCCACAUUUAUUAAAUUAUUCGAAUAUAAUGGAGAUGAAAGAAUUCGUGUGGGAGCAGCCAAUAUUUUAUCUCACUUAUCAAAUAAUUCAAGGAUUCAACUUACUAUUGCUGAAAACAUUCCCUCUCUAUUAAGAGCAUUGAAUAUGGGUAGCUCCGAACUAACCAGACAAUCGAGAGUGAAGAUAGACAAACAUGCACAAAUAUCUUUCCAAAAACUAGUUUGUGAGGUAAUUGCUAAUUGUUGUGAGAGAUUAGCUGUUAGAAAAAUAAUAACCAAAUCAAAAGGAAUUAAGAAAAUGUUCCAAUUCCUUUACAAUUGUAAAGGGUUCUUUGAUGGAUCAUCUAAUUCACCUGUAAAUAUAUUUGAACAUUUUAGAAACAAGUCAAUGGCCAUUUCCAGGCCGUUUAGUGUUGCCUCACAGGCUUUACAAAAUUCAACUCCUUCUGAAGCACUUUCUAUAAUUUACAAUUCUUUACGAGUUAUCUGGACUGCAUCUAAAAGAAAGUCUAAUCAAGAGGAUAUUCUAAAUGUGAAAAUUGGAGGUGAUAUUGGAAUUUCAAUACUAGAUAUAUAUCUCGAUCAUUUGUUCACCUAUUUGAAGGAUUUUGGAAAUGAGGCUGAUUCGUCAGUUAUUGGACCUUACAAGCUUUUAGUUCCAGUGAUCGGGUCAUUCAUGCACUGUGCUGAAAAUGAUUUACUAAUUGUAAUGGCUGGACUAUUAUUCAAUCUAACAGUUGAGAAAUAUGUCAGAGAACAGAUCAAUACAAUCCUUGAAAUUAUGGGAAGUUGGAUAAAGAGGUGUGAGAAACAAUCGAAAAAUGAUCCAGAGAGAUCUCUAAUUUUAUUGGAAUACAUUACUGGUGCCAUGUACAAUGCGUCAUUCUCUAUGGAAAACUCUGAGAAGAUUUUCGAGCUAGGAUUAUUACCCUCACUGACUGGCUUUCUGGAUAUUAAUUUCAUUCCUAAAAAGAAAGUAAAGCCGCCACCAGUUCCAAAAGUUAAUGUUUCUGCAAGUCUUUCUCCAUCCAGAAGACGAAGAAAAUCCGAAAUACAUGAACCUGAGGAAGUCAUUGUUGAUUCCAACUAUAUCAGUAGCCUUCUCAAAACAAAAUCUGUAGAAAAAUCAGAUGAAUUAAUCAAGUUUAGGUGUGCUGGAAUUAUUGCCAAUUGUGCAAAACUCCCUUGGACCAAAUUGCUGAUUUUCAAAUCUGGAAUAGUGGAUUACAUCUCACCUCUCUUGGUUUCGUCAUCCAAAACGGAUUUAAUUGUUCACUGUCUAGAUAUACUAGGAAGAAUUUGUAACUGUAACUCUGUCCUUGACAGCAUGCUGAAACAGGGUGCUAUGAAGGCAAUGUGGUCAAUGUUGAGAAAUGAAAAACCAGAAAUUCAGGCUGCAGCUGCUAUGGCCAUUUCAAAUUGCAUCCACAAUGCUGAUAUUGCUGCCAGAAUUGGUGAGACAUAUGUUAGUGGAAUUGGUGUUCUGGUGAGAGUUUUGGAAUCCUCUAAAGAUAUUUUUGUUCUAGCCAAUAUUUGCCUUGCCAUUGCUAAAAUGAGUCAGAACCCAAUUAACAGAGCCAUUUUCACUGAGGAAGGUGCCUGUACUCACAUCGCAAACAUGUUGAAAAAUACUCAAAAGUGGAUUGACGAAUUAAUGAUUCAGAUGGCAACAAAGCCAAAAACAAAUGAUUUUUCCAUGUGUACGUAUGAAACUGAAAGUGGGGAGAAGAAAAAGUUGGUCUACGAUAAUCCAAAUUACAACCAGAGACUCGAUGAAAAUCUCUACUUACGUUCAAUGGCUGCUUUGGCAAUUGCAGAAUUGGGAAAACAUCAACAUAAUUCCCUUUCUUUCUUUGAAAAGGGAGUAGUAGAUCCUCUCAUUGAGAAUAUCAAAUUCCAAAGAAUGCUGCAAAAGCACUAUGAUUCUAAUCAUAGAAAGCAUUAUGAAAAUACAGCAAUGGUUGAAAUUUUAUCUAUUGCAAACCCAAACAAAUCAACAACUGAAAACCAAUUGACAAAAAGUGCUAGUUUUACUUUUGGUCAUUCCUCAAUUCAACAAAACGGACAACAACCAUUACAAGAAAAAAGCUUUAAAAAGUCUCAAUCAAAAAUUUCCCCUUUCGUUUGUCACAGCCUGGUUUGUGCUCCAUACCUUAACCUCACAAACGCGCUUACAAGUUUGUCAAUACUGGAAUCAAGUUCAUCAACACCAAACAAAGAUGGAGAAGCAACUGAUGAGCUUUAUGAGAAUUUACCAACCAAUGGUGUUACACCAUCUGAUAUCGAUUGCCACUAUCAUCACAUUUUCAGAAACACUUCAUACGCAUUAAGUGUUCUUUCAGAGAAUGAAAUUGUCUCUAAAACGUUGCGAAUUUGUAAUACCGUAAACUUGUUGGUUAGACUGUUGAGUGCCAAAAAUGAUGCUCUACAAUUGAGUGCAGCCAACGCCAUUGCCAACGUCAGAAAAUAUCAUGUUUCCUCUAAAAUUAAUAGCCAAACAACAUCAAACCAGUUUUAA